AUGGCGGAGAGCCCCCUUAUUUGCAUGGUUUCCUUGGGUGAGAGAGCAAUGUUCUCAAGGGUAACUUGUGCAACCUCUUUUUUUGAGUUUAAGUUCGACGUGGCUGAGAUGUUGAAGGUUCCUUAUGAUGCGCUAUCAAUGGUUUAUAAAUCUGAAAGGAUCCCUGAUCUGAGUUUUGAGAUCGAGAAUGAGGAUGAUAUGGAGUGUAUGGUGGAGCACAACCGUAAUAUCGGGUGUCUGGAGAUCCAUAUUCGAGCUACUAUAGAUGUAGAUGUUUCCAGAUGUGAGAACACCCCGAAGCAACCUCCUGAAAUCAUUAUGAAUACACUGAAGCCAAAGUUUAUUGAUAGUACUUCUGCCGCAAACCAUGGUUCUGAAAGAAUUCCAAUUGAUAAUCCCAGUGGUAGCAGUGUAGUGCGUUCUGAUGACAUUAUUAACAACACAGUAAUGAUUCCUGGUUGGUGGCAUAAUGCAUUAACUGAAGAGGGUCAAGAAUUUGAAAGUGCUGAAGAAUUAAGGUUGGCGCUGACAUACUAUUCUCUGGCCAAAAUGUUUGAUUAUGAGUUUAAAAAGAACGAACCAAAACGUAUCCGUGUAUAUUGCCGAUAUAAAGAAACUUACGAGUGCCCAUGGAUGUUGUUUGCUUCACCUGUUAAGAAUGAAAAUAGGCUAUCGAUCAAGAAGUUUGUUAAUGAACAUACUUGUGGGCAGUAUGGGCAAAAUACAGGCCGUUCAAGGGCAUCCCGUAAAUUUAUUGCAACACAGUUACAACCACUCCUGAAGGUCCGUCCAGAAAUCCGACCCGUUGAUGUGCAAAAGGAGUUCCUCACAAACUACGGCCUUAGAAUUGAUUACAGUAAGAUAUGGUGGGGGAAAGAGAGAGCACAGGAGAAGCUUUACGGGGAUAUAUAUGAGUCGUAUGAUCAACUACGAUGUUACCCCAAUAAUGUGUUAGCUUUUUUUGGUCGCUUGUUAAGCUACACGGAUAACAUGUUAACUUGUUGGUUUGUUUCUUCUUACACGACUAGGUAUGAGCGCAUGGUAAAAGAGACAAAUCCCGGCAGUUACAUACAUGUUGACCAGAAUGAGGGGAGGUUUUCGAGACUCUUUGUUUGUUAUGCUGCAUGCAUCAAAGGUUUCUUGAGUGGAUGCAGACCCCUUCUAUUUUUGGACGGUACAUUUUUGAAGGAUCGAUAUAAAGGUAUUCUCCUCUCGGCCAUAGCAUACGAUGGGAACCAAGGUAUAUUUCCCUUAGCGUAUUGCAUAUGUGAUCAAGAGAAUUUGAUGAAUUGGAAGUGGUUCCUCCAAGGUCUAUGGUCCAUACUUUAUGAGAGGGCUGACCCUUACAAUCCUCCCCACCAAUUGGUUAUAAUUUCUGAUGCGGACAAAGGAAUUAAAGAAUCAGUAAAAGAGUAUUUUCCAGAAGCUCUACACUCGAGGUGUGUUCUACAUCUUGUUGAAAAUUUCAGGUUAAAGCUUAAGGACUUGGGUAUGAAGUCGAAGGACACUCAUGUUCUUGGGAACUUACUCCAAAGUGCUUGUUAUAAAUACACAAUAGCAGAAUGGAAUGAGUACAUGAAAGAGAUAUAUGACAUGGAUCCAAGGGCAUACAACAUUGCUAUGAACUACUCUCCUGAUCAAUGGGCAAAUGCAUUCUUCCCGGGAAUAAGGUAUGGGCACGUAACAUCUAAUGUCGCUGAGUCUUUUAAUAAUUGA
Asparagus officinalis (garden asparagus) is the source of this 1716-nucleotide messenger RNA. RefSeq lists its product as uncharacterized. NCBI's taxonomy places the organism in Eukaryota, Viridiplantae, Streptophyta, Magnoliopsida, Asparagales, Asparagaceae. The transcript has 4 exons. Bases 1 to 1716 code for a protein of 571 amino acids. The record is from RefSeq and is a predicted model, not a curated record.